This is a messenger RNA of Sordaria macrospora k-hell, 1188 nucleotides long. RefSeq lists its product as uncharacterized. Lineage: Eukaryota; Fungi; Ascomycota; Sordariomycetes; Sordariales; Sordariaceae. The record is from RefSeq and is a predicted model, not a curated record.
AUGGAGGCCCCUAAUCCCGCGGAGAUGACGCACCUGUUCGGUACAAAAUACUUUGAGCCCAAGGGCGUGGUCAAGGCGCAUCUCAUCAUCAACUGCUGCUUGGUGGCCUUGACACUGAUAGUCAUCUGUCUGCGCAUGUUCGCUCGCUACGUCUCUGGAGCAAAGCUGUGGUGGGACGACUGGCUUAUUCUUGCUGCCGUGCCCCAGGGUAUUGGCAUGCUUAUCAUCCAAGGUUUAUGGAUUGGAAUGGGUAUCGGCUACCCCUUUUCAGAGACCUACAUGAACCUGGUCACUAUCCUCAAGCUGUUGGUCUCGUAUGAACUCAUCUUUGCCACAUGCAUCAGCACCGUCAAGCUGUCUGUCAUGUUUUUCUACCUGCGCGUAUUCGUCAAUCAGGGCCUGUGCACUGCUACCAAGAUUGCCAUGACCUUCGUCCUGCUCUGGAGCACAGGCAACAUUCUCCAGGUUUUCUUGAUCUGCCGUCCCUUUAGGGCUACCUACGAUCCCAUGUCUGCUCCGGACGCCGUGUGCGGCAGCCAGCAGGCAUCCUUCAUUGCCAUUGGCGCCUUCAACGUUGUCACUGACGUUGUGAUUUUGGCACUGCCGCUGCCUACCGUCUGGAGCUUGAAGAUGAACUGGAGUACCAAGGCCGGUCUGACGGGCGUUUUCCUGAUCGGUUUGCUUACUUCGGUCGUCGCUAUCAUCCGUAUCGUCACUCUCGUUGGCCUCGACAUGAAUAACCUUACUGGCACCAUGAUCUACGCCGACUUCUGGUCUACCGUCGAGCCUAACCUGGCUAUUCUCUGCGUUAGUAUGCCCAUGCUGAGCUCUCUUUGGGCUCGCUGUACCACCCGUAGAGGAGCUUCCAAGCUAGCGCCUACUUCGGACGGCACCGCUACUUUCGGUGGCACGAACAACAGCGGCUUCAACAAGCUGAAGAACAGCAGCCACUUGGCUGAGGAGGACCACAUUGGCUUGGAGAGCCUGUACGCUUCCAACAAGGAAAUCCACUACCAGUCCGCUGUGGCAGCUUCGGGAGAGAAGGAGCACCACAACAAUCACAACAGGCUGGCCAGCAGGGAUGAUGGCUCAGAGGUUGCGCUGACCCCCGAACCGGGAUCUUUCAAAGAUCCAGGUGUUAUUACGGUUCAGACGAAGUGGACCAUUUCUGUUGACCAGACUCACUAA